This is a messenger RNA of Colletotrichum acutatum, 1727 nucleotides long. RefSeq lists its product as uncharacterized. Lineage: Eukaryota; Fungi; Ascomycota; Sordariomycetes; Glomerellales; Glomerellaceae. The coding region runs from base 163 to 1371 and encodes 402 amino acids. Gene Ontology annotation, biological process: proteolysis. The record is from RefSeq and is a predicted model, not a curated record. Gene Ontology annotation, molecular function: zinc ion binding; metalloendopeptidase activity. The transcript has 3 exons.
CGUGAAUCUCACUUCAGUCUCUCCUUGACCUCACGCUGCGAUCUUUGUGUGUAAUUCAACAGUCUGUAGUUCUUCCAUCACUCAUUUAAGGAAGACACAGCAUACACUCUUUUGUUCCGAUAAGUAAUUUUUUCAGAAGUCUUCAACUUUCAGCGCUGAAAGAUGGCUCCUGUCUCAUGCAAGAGCCUCGCGGCUCUGGCCCUCGCCCUCUCGCAACCGGCUCUCGCCGCUGUGUUCCCGACAAACAUCUUCAACCGUUCCGAAAUCGAGGCCAUGUCUCUGGAGAAGCGCGGCUCUAUGUAUGCCUACCAGCUCUGGGAUUCUGCCGAGAUCCCGUACAUCCUUCAGGGCCUCCCCCACGACCUUUCAGAGUCGAUCCGCGGCGCCAUGAGAGAGUGGGAGCAGUCGACUUGCAUCCGUUUCCUCCCCAAGACGAGCCAAGGUGCCUGGGCCAACUUCAAAAAGUUCGACGAUGGAUGUUACUCCAAGGGUUUGGGCUCUCCUGGCUCCGGAGAGAGACAUGUCAAUCUCGAUUACCCCAAUGCUUGGGAGAAGUUCCUUUCUGCAGGAACUUAUAAGGCCUGCCUCGAUGCCGGCACGCCUUCACACGAGCUUGGACAUCUCAUUGGGCUUACCCACGAGCACCAACGUCCCGACCGCGACCAAUACAUUCGCGUCCUGACAGACCGCGUCCAAAAGGACGAACUCGACCAGUUCACCAUCGACACGAGCGCCGAUGUCUCUGUCCCCUUCGACUACAACUCCGUCAUGCUCUACGACACCAAGGCCUUCGCCAAGACCAACAAGCUGACGCCCAUCUCCGGCUCGGCAAGCUUGAAGCACACGAUGGAGACCAUCACGGACAAGAAGAUCGACCCCUGGAACUCCCCGACCGCCAACGACUUCAAGGCCGUCAACGACGCCUACGCCUGCGAGGAGUACUACACCCGCGUGAUCCCGCAGUGCCUCGCUGGCAGCAUCCCGUCCAACGGCGACUUCUCCUCCUACUCCUUCAUCCUCGACAAGCACACCGAGGCCUACAUGGCCGCCAACGGCUACACCCACGUCGCGGCCCACCAGAACUGCCGCGCCAACAUGGUCGGCCAGGAUACCGACAACUGGGGCUUCACGCCGCUCAACGGCUGGGGACCCCGCGCGCAGUACAAGAUCACCACCAACCGCUGCAAGAAGGACCACGACCGCCACGCCAGCCGGUACGAGGUCGCUCUGUGCAAGGGAGACAAUGAGGGUGCCUGCGAUAUCAAGUGCGGUCUUCGCCGCGUCUGCCCCUUUGAUGCGAGUGGCAAGCAGGUCGACAGCAAGGCUAUUGAUGUGGUUGACAACAACCUCUGGAUCUGCCACCCUCACUAAGUAAACCUUAUUUUGGGGUUGACUGAGACCAAUAUGGCUCCAGCCUGGCUGAUAGUGAGUCUAAUCAACUGGGCUGUAAACAGCUUAAAUGCAUGAGGAGAUGAGAGACGGCAUAGCAUGCGGCAUGUUGGGAGUUCCGGUGGUUGCGUAGCUGUUGCGUGGGAAGAAUAGAAAAUGUGUAACAGCUUAGCUCAGUUAGAUCGCUUGAAUUGAAAUGUCAGUCUAGGUAUUGCUGAAGGAGUUCGAAGCGCUCCUAUAGAAAUCUUCAUCAUCUCUGAUUAGAUGGCAUCGCCUCACUUUCCUCGACAUCUCGGCUGAAAGUAGACCUCAUGGUCUUUUCUGAAGUUACGUUGUCU